AUGGAAUAGUAAGAGGAGACAUAAGUAAUAAAGAAGUAAGCUUAAGAUGAAAAAUACUGGGAUGACUUCUCGUCUGAGUAUGAUUAGCAUGUUACAAGAGUAUCAACACAGCCAUUUAUAACACUCUGUACUUAAACUAAUGCAUACAAAUCUUCAACUAUACUUUAAAAAGGAGGAGUAUUAGUAUCAUGCGAUUUUAGUGGUAAAAUGAUGGAACUUACAAAUACUAAGUUUUAAGAGUCAGAAUGGGGCUCUUAGAUUAGUGGAAACUCAUUUAAUAUUACACCAGAGUAAUUGACGUAAUUAGGGGAUCACUCCUAUGAUCUUGAAAAUUAAAUUAGUAAAUAUAUGGAGAACGAGCAUAAUAGGUUUUUUAUGGGCUGCUAAGCGAAUAACGAAUCAUUACCAUUUAAGAACGAUACUUUUGACUGCUAUAUUGCUAAUUUAUCUCUCAUGAUUGUUGAUAACCACGUAAAUUAACUAUCAGAAGCUUACAGAGUUUGCAAAAGAGGCUCAAAAUUCGGCUUUUCGGUUUGGGGAAGAGAAGAAAAUAAUAAUAAUUUUAAAAUAGUCAACUAAAUUUUCGAAAAGUAUUAACUUGGUCCUAAAGUAAAGCCAACUAAGACAAAUUUUCACAUUUGCUAAAAUCAAGAUUAGGUAAAAAAGGAGAUGGAAGAUAUUGGCUAUACUAAUAUCAAAAUGUGGCUCUAGCCUAUGAAUUUCCCAUAUCAAGAUUUCAAUGAUUAUUGGGAAACAAUGUUUGCUAGACCAACAUUCGUGCCACUUUUAGCUAAACUUAGUGAAGAUGAAAGGAAGCAGAUGAAAUAAGAUACUGAAGAUCUUUAUGAUUAACUUUUAGGCAAAGAUGCUAUUGACCCGAAUUGCUUUGAAUUGCUGAUAAUAAUAGCUGAAAAAUAAUGA
Stylonychia lemnae is the source of this 921-nucleotide messenger RNA. NCBI's taxonomy places the organism in Eukaryota, Ciliophora, Spirotrichea, Sporadotrichida, Oxytrichidae. The record is from the annotation of a GenBank genome assembly.